Messenger RNA from Chenopodium quinoa (quinoa), 1249 nucleotides. RefSeq lists its product as uncharacterized. The record is from RefSeq and is a predicted model, not a curated record. The transcript is spliced from 2 exons. Lineage: Eukaryota; Viridiplantae; Streptophyta; Magnoliopsida; Caryophyllales; Amaranthaceae. The coding region runs from base 112 to 624 and encodes 170 amino acids.
UUUUACCACAUUAACCGUCGGGGAAAGACGGAGACAAACUGGGCACUAGAGCAUUGGCAGUAUCUUCAGCUAUGGGAGCAGCGGUUGGGUCAUGUCGUUCAGGGUUAUCCCAUGCAGGGCGUUAUGGAUCAUGACGAUCCGUACAUGGUGUGGUACAGGCUUAUCACACGCCGUUUCAUCAACCCCAGCUACACACCACCGUUCACCCAUUACCACCCGGCACAUGACGUCAUUAGCGGAUAUGCGGCGGAUAUGGUGGCGAUGUAUGAUGCACUGUCCCUCGCCCUUACAGACGGACCCACCAGAGCCCAGGUCCAGCGGAUGCGAGAUAUGUCCGCGACUUCCUUACGCAGACAUGGUCACGGUCAUCUCAUCCAACAGCGGGAUGGUGAUGAUGGUCACUCCAUCCAUUCGCGGUUCGACCCCGGCCAGAGUAGCAGUGGAGGUGAUCCUACGUCGCACACAGAGGCAGAGGAGUACAUCUUCCACAGUUCUGCACCCUUCAGAACCCAGGAGGACGCAUCGUCCAGCCAGCUCACUCCCCCCCCCCCCCCCGCGCCGGAACCCAUUCACCACCAUUCACCAUUACACUCGGCGUCGUCCAAGACGAAGGGACGACAGUGAGGCUAGGGAAGGGUUACACCAAAUUGAUGAGUAGUGAACGUAUUGUAUCAUUGUUUUGUCCUUUUUCCUGGAAUGCUGUAUAUAACGAUUGCAUUAUCAAUAUAAGACAUGCUGGUUGAAUGAAUCUGUUUGUGUUUUGAAGUUUUGUUUGCUUAUUUAUCCAAAUCGGAUUUAUGUCAGUCAAAAUAGAUCCUUCAGGGCUAAUGUACAUUAAACAACAGACAUUUGGAAUCCAUAGUCGAAAAUGGGGAAGAAAGGAUGGCCCGUGGUGGUUAAUGUGGUUGUUCAUGGUGGUUUUAGUGUUGUUGGUUGUGGUGGGUGGUUAUCGACGGUUGUUGAAUGGUUGGGGUUGGUGGUGGAGCUGGUUGAAGUGUUGUUGGAGGUCAAAAGUGGUGGCAGAUGGUGGUCGAUGGUGGGGGUUGUUGGUGGAUUGUGGUGGCAAGAAUCAUAGCAGGGGGUGGUGGGUGGGGGCAGAAGAAAGUGGCAGAUCAGUGGCAAAAGGCUGAUUCUGCUGCUGUUUUGCACACCAGCAGAGAAACGCUGUCCCAGACAGCGUUUUAGGUUGAAAAUAAGACGCUGUCUGAGACAGCGUUUUAGGUACAAGGAAGUUUGUACAUAAAGCGCU